AUGGGCCAACUCGGUGACAUCUCGCCUCAGGGCACUAUUGCUAUCGGAAUAUUCGUCGGCCUCUUGUCCACCUCCGUCCAAAGCCUGGGUUUGACCCUCCAGCGAAAGUCGCACCUCAUCGAAGAUGCGAAAGAUCACUCCGAGCCGCGGAUUCCUCCCUAUAAGAGACGGCGAUGGCAGUUAGGCAUGUUGAUGUUCAUCGUGUCCAAUCUGGUGGGCAGCACCAUUCAGAUCACCACGCUGCCUUUACCCGUGCUCUCGACAUUACAGGCUUCCGGGCUUGUCUUCAACACCGCGUUCGCCACGCUUUUGCUGGGCGAACCCUUUACCCAUUUCUCUUUCGUGGGCACAAUCCUUACGUGUUCGGGUGCAGGUUUGAUAGCCACGUUUGGAGCCAUUGGCGAACCGGCGCAUAACCUGCAUCAACUGCUCGUUCUUCUCGGCAAGUGGAAUUUCAUCGUCUGGAUGGUCGGUACAAUGUUGGUGGUAGUGGCCACCAUCCUGUUCGCUCAUGUCUUGAAGAUGUGGUCGUCUCACAAGCGAAUCGUGGAAAGUCUGCCAAAGAGCGAAAGGCCUCGAGAAGGAUCAAACAGCACCGACCGCCCUCGGAUGCUCUCUCGGUCUUUCACCGCUCAACUACCUCAACCGCUGAAACUACGUGUCAGUCGUCUGCGGUUAGCCCGCGGCCUGUCCUAUGCUCUGAUAUCUGGCAUUUUGUCUGCGCAUUCUCUUCUUGUCGCCAAAUCGGCGGUGGAGCUCCUUGUCCGGACCAUUGUCGACCAUAAAAACCAGUUUGACCGAUUCCAGUCGUGGCUCAUACUGGUCGCGCUACUGUUCUUUGCCUUGACGCAGUUAUAUUACUUGCACCUUGGUCUUCGACUAUGCAGUACUAGCGUAUUAUACCCAUUCGUGUUUUGCAUUUACAACAUCAUUGCAAUUCUAGACGGCCUGAUUUAUUUCCAACAAGGAUCGAGAUUGAGUUCUCUUCAUGCGGGGCUGGUGGCGUUGGGUACUGUUAUACUUCUUUCUGGAGUCCUGGCAUUGUCUUGGAGACUGGAUGAUACGACACCUGCAGAGGCGCCAUAUCAGUCGCCUUCUCCACGAACUCCGCUUACACCAGGAAUGGGAAUAUUGCGGUCGCCCGUGGACGAAAGAGCGCCUCUGAUAUCAACAGGACGAGCUAGAAGCCACACGGCUGAUUCACGACGAUCAGCUGAUGAGCAGGCACCGCUAUCUGUUAGCCGUGCUCGCCCGCCCGCGCUUUCAGUUCAUGCACCGCCCGAUACCGACACGGAAGGGAUCUGGGCAGAGUUAGACGACCAGGAGCGGCAGGAUGACUACCUGGCGUCGCUACCUCGAACGCCAUCUCCUUUCCUGACACAUAACUUCAAGACACGUCAAAGAGGCGACUCGGUCUCAUCGCAGGCUAUUUCGACGGGAAGCGGGCGCGACUCGGACUCUUCAAGAGCGGUUCCAACGAAAGAUCAAAAUAUGUCCUCGCAAGGGGCAAAGAAUGUCCAUCGAAGGCGAAGCAGUGCCCCAGGAACUGGUGGUCGCGAGACCACUCAGUCUGGCCUUCAUACUUGUCACAGAAGCACAUCCAUUCGCUUUGCCGACGACAGAAGCCAGGAAGCCGAUGGUAACGACCAAGAUCAAGCUGGACGACAGCCUGUUCGUAGUCGAUAUGAUUACGGGGCCACAGAAGACAAGGCAGAACACGGGCUCUGA
Messenger RNA from Fonsecaea nubica, 1728 nucleotides. RefSeq lists its product as hypothetical. Gene Ontology annotation, molecular function: magnesium ion transmembrane transporter activity. The transcript is spliced from 2 exons. The record is from RefSeq and is a predicted model, not a curated record. Lineage: Eukaryota; Fungi; Ascomycota; Eurotiomycetes; Chaetothyriales; Herpotrichiellaceae. The coding region runs from base 1 to 1728 and encodes 575 amino acids. Gene Ontology annotation, biological process: magnesium ion transport. Gene Ontology annotation, cellular component: membrane.